AUGACGAGAUGUAAGCUGGACAUAGCCUUUAUUGUUGACUCCUCCAGCAGUAUUUGGAUUAAAGACUUCGAACGCCAAACAUCCUUCAUCCACGAUGUUGUCGACUCUUUCGCGUCUGUGCCAGAAGACGUCCAGAUCGCGGCGGUGUCCUUUAGUAAUCACGUUUUUGACGAAUUCAAAUUUAAUGCCUUCAGCGACCGUGACGCCAUUCUCGAUGCUGUGAACAACAUCCGGUACAGCAAAGGUGACGCCACCAGGACAUACCUGGCCAUAAAUCGCAUGCGCACUGACCUGUUUGCCCCUGGCAAUGGAGCCAGAGAUGAUGCCGUACAUGUAGCCGUUGUUCUGACUGAUGGAGGUACCAAUCCGGGAUCAUACGACCAGUACUCGAGAAAUGAGGGCAAAGCAAAGACUCAAGAAGAGGCUGAGCUGGCAAAACAAGCUGGAAUCUACAUGUUCGCUAUAGGGAUAGGAGAUGGAGUGGAUGAAGCAGAACUCAGAGGCAUCGCGUCGGAACCAGACGACAAGUUCUUCUUCGUCGUGGACAAUUAUGACAAAUUGGAUACCGCACAUAUUAAGAGUCUUUUGGCCUGUCGUGCUUGUAGAGCACCGACGUUUGAGUUCACAACAACCAACGCACGCAGAGCAGCGGAUUCUCGGUACAGUCGCCAGGUCUCUGCUGAAAGUGCAAGAGAAGUCUGCCACGGAGAUCCAGUUGAUAUUAUUUUCAUCCUUGACGAGAGCACCAGUAUCCGAUCCCAAGACAAUUUUAAGAAAGAACUUGAUUUUGUUCGAGAUGUGUCCGAUAUGUUUGAUAUUGGACUGGAUAUGACGCAUGUUAGUGUAAUCACAUACAGUGACGAAAGCCAGAUGCGCUUCACCCUGAGUAAGUACACGGAUAAAUCGAGCCUUGAGAACGCCAUAGAGAACAUCGACUGGUCCACCGGAAACACGUAUACGAACAAAGCUCUGGACCUCCUUUUGUCGAAGAGUCUGUCCGAGGUCCGCGAGGGAAUUUCCCACAUAGGAAUUGUCAUUACGGACGGAAAGUCUACCGACUCUGACAGCACAAAACAGUCUGCACAGAACGUUCUAGCUACCGGAAACAUUGAGAUGUUCGCUGUUGGAAUCGGAGAUGCGUACAAACCCGAGUUGGAUAUCAUGGCGUCUAAGCCGUCCGAGGAUUAUGUAUACCAGAUCGAUAAUCUGGAUGCCCUGGACUCCCUUAAGAACAAAUUUGCCUUCCGUAUUUGUAAAGAGCAACCUGGGUGCAGUUUGGCUGAAGGAUGCAACCAGUACAAAGCUGAUAUUGUGGUCAUUUCGGACGCCUCUACAAGCAUCGGCGAUGAAAGCUUUGCAAAGCAGAAGGGUUUCAUCGCUAGCAUUGUGGAGAAAUACAACAUAGGUCCAGAUGGUGUUCAGAUCGGCAUGAUUUCCUACUCCGACGACGCUCAUACCGACUUCACUCUAAAUAGAUACUCCUCAGAGGCUGAAACAUUAUCCGCCAUUGACAAGGUAAAAUAUCUGACAGGGGUGACGUACACUGACAAGGCGAUUGAAAUGAUGACAGAACAAGCAUUUACAUCCGGGGCGGGAGCACGUGCUGGUGUACCCAAGGUUGGCAUCGUAAUUACAGAUGGCGUAUCACGUGAUCAAGUUAGGACACAAGAAAUGGCGAGAAACGCAAAGGCUCAAGGCAUCACUCUGUUUGCCAUUGGUGUUGGCAGUAGCAUUGAUUUAGACGAGCUCCAAGGAAUAGCUUCUGAUCCAGCCCCCUACUUCACGUUCAUGGUGGACGACUUUGCCUCCUUAGUAGACCACGAGGACAUCCUUAUAAAAAAGACAUGCGCAGGCCAAGCACCCGCACCAUCAGCCAAGAGGGAACUACAAACGGAAAUCGAGGAUUUGAGAUCUCUAUUCCAAAUGCUGGAAGCUAAAGCAAAGCGUUGAUAUGUUAUAUAGUUGGAAUUUAAAAAGUACCUCACCCAGAAUUCGCUUAAGGAACGAAGCAUGCUUUUAAUAAAAGAAACAUAUUUCAAAGUGUUCAAGCUGUAUUGUGAUGUAGGGCAUCUUAGUAGUAUUAUAUAGUUAGUACUUACUAUUUACCUACACUGUAUCACCAAUACGUGGACCCAAUAGACUUUACAGAGACUACAUUAUAUAUAUAUAUAUAUAUCUAACACAGAGGGAUGACGGUCACCAGUACAGCUGGUAUACAACCGUUGACAAGUGUGCUUGUUAAAUUGUAAGCAUGUCUGAUACCCUACAAAAUUGAAUAAAUACACUGCAUUUAA
Messenger RNA from Pecten maximus, 2294 nucleotides. Its product is annotated as collagen alpha-1(XII) chain-like. The transcript has 10 exons. NCBI's taxonomy places the organism in Eukaryota, Metazoa, Mollusca, Bivalvia, Pectinida, Pectinidae. Bases 1 to 1950 code for a protein of 649 amino acids. The record is from RefSeq and is a predicted model, not a curated record.